AGGGAAUGUAUACAAGUCUUCCUGAAAGAACUUGCGCUGAGCUUCAUUUCUCUGAUCUUUGUUUUUUGCAAAGUAGCAUAUGAAAAGGUCAGAUACCACCUUUGCAUACGUGAUGGGCUAUUUGAAUGUAGCAUCGACUGGUAAUCAGAUUGUCAUUUCCUAAUCAAAAGAGGGAGAAAAGGACACUGGGUUUUUCUUUUAAAACCUUGGCUACCAGUCAAUAAACAAAACUGAGGAACAGAGGAAGAUGUGACACAAUAGCAGGGAAGUCAAAAAUGUCAGUUGGCUCAGAAAGUGAAGCAGAAACAGAGAAAUAUCACUUUACAUGUAAACGUAUUAUUAGUUAAAAGACAUGUUCGUUAUAGAGGAAGUUGCAUUUCUGCAGAUCAUGCUGUAUUUCUGUGGAUAUGACUUUACACAACACACAUGCCUAGUGAAAGGUUUGUGCAUACACACUCAUAAUGAGAAUCAGGACGAGGAAGGCUGGACAACUAUCACACACGGAAGUGUUAUGCAGCUACUGACUAAUAAACAACAGGAGCUACAGGGGGCUGGUUGUUUGUAGCAGCUGCUAACAGGUCAUAAUAUGUAAAGCUUAUAGGUUACAGAAGAUAUUCAAAAAUACAUGAAUAAAAGUUACAGUGCAGUUUAGGAAAUAAUUGGACCAAAGGAGAUUGGAACAAACUUGGAUGGAAAAAGGGAAAGUAGGGGAGGAUGACACGAGACAUUUGGAUUACAUUUUUACAGAAACCCUCCCAACCCUGGUAGGUUUAGCUUUGUAUUGUUGCUAAACCUGACGAACUGGUAGUAGGGCGGGAUAUAAACGAUGGAAUGUUUCCAUGUUUUGAGUCACAACACGCUGCUCAGGUUUCCUCCCCUCUGAGAGUUUAACCUGCUUUGCAUCACGUAGCGUAAGAUGCACAUCCAACAGGUUAAUCUGCUGCUGCUGAACGUCUUGUCCCAUUCGCAGUGUGCCUUGUCAGAUUGGCUGUGACUGAUUUAGGAGAGCCACGCUGCCGAGAUGUUUUACAGAUUAAAUACAAUCAAAACUCUCUUGUCCCUUCUGAGCAUCGCUGCCAUUUACUUGCUGUAUGGAUCCACGUGGAAUUUAUCGGUGUAUUUCCCGGACCAUGGGAGCUCCAGAAGUUGUGACUGUCACACAUGUUUAGGGGACGGAGAUCCGUGGUUUAAAGAGACUUUCAACGCAGUUCCAAGACCCUUUCUGUCAAAAACACAUCGGACAUCGCUGGAAGAAUACAAUUGGUGGAAGACAUUACAGUACGACCACCGCAACUUCACUCAGUUCAACGCAACGGUGGAAAAACUGUUUAAGAUCUUCCCACCAGUUCCAGAUGUUGUCGAAUCGAACCCUGACCGCUGCGUCAGCUGUGCUGUGGUGGGGAAUUCGGGAAAUUUGAAGCGAUCACACUAUGGACCUCUCAUAGAUGCUCAUGAUUUAGUAAUACGAAUGAACCACGGCCGUACCAAAGGAUUUGAAAAAGAUGUUGGGACCAGAACAACUCAUCAUAUACUCUAUCCAGAGAGUGCCAUUAAUUUGCCAGACAACACUAGUCUUGUGCUGUUUCCAUUCAAAACUACAGAUUUACUGUGGCUCAUAAACAAGUUCAAACCAAGUGAAGGAGCUGCUGGAAACACAAAGAGAAUAGCUAACAAGGAUUUGGUGAUGAUCCUCAAUCCAGCGUUCAUGAAGCAUGUCCAUCAAAACUGGCUGGAAAAGAAAGGCAGAUAUCCAUCCACUGGCUUCAUGACUGUAAUUCUCAGCCUGUUCAUGUGUGAUCAGAUCAGUGUUUUUGGGUUUGGAGCGGACAACGAAGGAAACUGGAACCAUUACUAUGAGAUUCUCAAAAACCAUAAUCUGAGAACUGGACCUCAUCCUGGAGCUCAGGAAUAUGGAGUUAUGCAGAAACUAAACACGAAGAAGAAGAUACGUCUUUAUACUGGAUUUUAAAUGUUUUUUUAAUGUUUAUUCAUCCAUUUGUUAAUUUCAUAAACAUGAACCGAAAAAUUGUGAAUAUGUGACGUGAGGUGCUUAUAGAUCCAGUCUUAAUAGUUUACAAUAGUGAACAUAUGUAAAUAAGUUGUAUCAGUACAGUAGUAAUUUAAAAUAACAUCAAUUGAAAGUGAUGGUUUAGUUACAGAAGGAAGUUACAUUUUAGAAACUUCGGCUGCUAUCCUUUAAAUAAGUUAAUCAAAUGUGUCUUUGUUUCUUUUUCUACCACAAUUUGGAUUCUUCUUCUUUCCUUUUUGAAGUUAAACUUUGUGUAUGUGUUGUUUAUGAAUAUGCAAAGCUGUGACACAGGUGUUGCUGAUAAAAAUCAAUAUUGGCUGUG
This is a messenger RNA of Trematomus bernacchii (emerald rockcod), 2351 nucleotides long. Its product is annotated as CMP-N-acetylneuraminate-beta-galactosamide-alpha-2,3-sialyltransferase 1-like. The transcript has 7 exons. The coding region runs from base 1022 to 1969 and encodes 315 amino acids. The record is from RefSeq and is a predicted model, not a curated record. Lineage: Eukaryota; Metazoa; Chordata; Actinopteri; Perciformes; Nototheniidae. Gene Ontology annotation, molecular function: beta-galactoside (CMP) alpha-2,3-sialyltransferase activity.